AUGCAUGUUAUGCCACUCGUGUAUUCUGAUCUAAUAUUGCCCCUCACACUUCUUUCAGCGCAGUACUUGCUUCCUGUUGUGCUUAAUGACCCAUCAUUCGUUAAAAACGUUUACUUUUACCCCCUGCCGCAAAUGCACUUUCUCAUCAAACUCUCGCUAACAAUCCUCGUUCUUUACCUGCUGUACACAUCGUUUCCCUUCGAUUUAUUUUUGAACGAUGCCCUUUUUGCCUAUUUGGGAUCAUUUCUGUGUUUUAUACUGAACGCAAUAGGCACUACCAAGGGAAUGCUCGCCAUAUCGCGCACAUGUGCUGGAGCGAGCAUAUUUAAUCCAAAAAUAGGAUCUAAGUCUCUCGUGGGAGUCAUAAUAUGUGAGGGGAACCUGCUCUGCGGUAUUGUAAUAUCGUAUUUCAUCUUUAAUUCCAUACCACAUGACAGCAAAAACUUGAAGGAUGUCUCGUACAUUCUCUUUGGGGCUGGUACAAUCACUGGAGCAGUUGGAUUUGCCUCAUCAUUUGCGACUGGCAUUAUCUGUGCCGCUAUUUGUGUCAUGGAUGCUAAAGAUCCGAAAUUGUUCUCCAAACUUGUUUUUUACGAGUUUCUUGCGGGCAGUCUGGGUGUAAUGGGCAUUGGUAUCGGUUUCAUUAUGAAAGAAAAGAUUAAAAUAUUUGUUUGAGAGCGUUCAGCCCUGCUUUUUGUGGCUAUCGGUCGGAUUACUGAAUGCCCGGUGAGGAGUACGGAUUUAACAAAAAAUUUAAAAUUCGUCAACAAGUCCUAAAAACAGCUGCUUCAAUAACUGACCAGAUAAUAAAAGUGUGA
Molecule: messenger RNA, 818 nt
Organism: Vavraia culicis subsp. floridensis
Lineage: Eukaryota; Fungi; Microsporidia; Pleistophoridae
Exons: 1
Coding region: 1-675 (224 amino acids)
Biological process (GO): proton transmembrane transport
Cellular component (GO): proton-transporting two-sector ATPase complex, proton-transporting domain
Molecular function (GO): proton transmembrane transporter activity
Source: RefSeq, a predicted model, not a curated record